Molecule: messenger RNA, 2329 nt
Organism: Salvia miltiorrhiza (redroot sage)
Lineage: Eukaryota; Viridiplantae; Streptophyta; Magnoliopsida; Lamiales; Lamiaceae
Product: heavy metal-associated isoprenylated plant protein 33-like
Exons: 3
Coding region: 458-1966 (502 amino acids)
Molecular function (GO): metal ion binding
Source: RefSeq, a predicted model, not a curated record
UAACAUUAUGUGUGUGUUUUGUGGGAGAGAGAAGAAAUUACAUCCAUCCUCCUCUGUUUUGAGAAAACACAAAAUUUAAUAAGAAUGGUGAGAUUUGAUAAUUAAAAAAAAAAAAUAGGCAUAAAUAAAGCCCCGAAACCAAGGGAGUGAGAGUGUGACACCCUCUCCUCUGUGCCAGUCUGCACUUUGUUUUGUUUAGUCUCUCUCUCUUCUCUCUCUCUCUCUCACAGACACACACAUUGGCCACUCUCUCUCUCUAAUAGUCCAACUCUGAAAUAGAGGAAACCAGAGCUCAGCACUCAGAAGAGUUUUAAUGUUGUUCAACAACAGCCCCCUAAAAUAGCCUCUCACUCCUCUCUCUCUCUCUCUGCUUCAUUUAACUCAGAUCCAUCCCAUUUAAUUUCACCUCAUUGUGUUUGUUAAAAACCCCUGUUUCUUGCGUUUUGAGUGGUUAGAAAUGAGUAAAGAAGAGUUCUUGAAGAUCCAGACUUGUGUUCUCAAAGUCAAUAUACACUGUGACGGGUGUAAGCAAAAAGUGAAGAAAAUCUUGCAGAAGAUCGAUGGUGUUUACACCACGAAGAUAGAUUCGGAGCAGGGGAAGGUGACCGUUUCCGGCAAUGUCGACGCGGCCACGCUCAUCAAGAAGCUUACCAAGAAUGGGAAGCAUGCCGAGAUUUGGGGCGCCCCCAAACCCAGCUCUAACAACAACAAUUCGUCCAAGAAUGACAAUGCCAAAGGUGGCAAUAACAAGGCGCAGCCGCAGAAGGGCGGAGGCGGCGGCGGCGGCGGUGGCGGAGGUGGUAAUAACCAGGUGAAAGGAGGAGGAGGAGGAGGCGGCGGUGGUGGAGGGCCGCCGCAGGGGAUGACGCCGCAGAUGCUGCAGCAGCUACAGCAGAUGAAGGGGUUUCAAGAUCUGAAGCUGCCGCCGCAGUUUAUGAAGGACAUGAAGCUGCCGCCGCUCAACGGCCAUCCGAAUCAGAAGGCGAUGAAGCUGAGCUUGCCGGAGGAUGAGGGGCUCAGCGACGAUGAGUUCGACGACGACUACGACGACGAUGAUGAUUAUGACGACGACGAGGAUGAGGAUGAUUUUGAUGAUGAUCUCGACGACGGCCCUCCGCCGCCGGGUAAGAUGAAGCCGCCGCCGCCGGGCAUCAUGGGGAAUGGGGCCGGGCUGCCGCCCCAUAUGAUGAUGAAGGCCGCCAAUGCUGCUGGAAAUGGCGGGAACGGGAAGAAAGAAGGCGGCGGCGGCGGUGGCGGUGGCGGUGGGAAUAUCCCGAUUCAGAUGAUGAAUCUUGGUGGUGGGAAGAAAGGUGGUAAUGGGAAUAAUCAAAAUGAAGGGGGUGGGAAGGGUGGCAAAAACGGUGGCGGGCCGCCGCAAAUGGGGCAGAGCAAGAACGGUGGUGGCGGUGGGGCUGGAAAUAUCAACAAUUUCAUUGCAAAUGGGGCCAAGAAAGGGGGUGGGGGUGGGGGUGGGGGUGGGAUGAAUGAUGGGGGUCAUGGCAUGCCUCCAAACAUGAUGCCCAUCAAUGGUGGUGCUAAUGUGGGCCAUAUGGGGAAUAUGCCGAUGGGCCAUAUGGGGAAAUUGCCACCAAUGGGUCAAAUGGGAAACCUCGCCGCCGUUCAAGGCCUCCCGGCGAUGAACGGCGGCGGUGGCGGCGGGCCCGCCGCCGGUCCUAGCCACUUCCAAGGAGGAGGAGGUGGUCCGGGGCCGGAUCAAAUGGCCGGGAACCCUUACUACCAACAGCAGAUGGCGGCGAUGAUGAUGAACCAGCAGCGCGCCGUGGCUGCCGGCGGCGGCGGCGGCAACGAGCGGUUUCAGCCGAUGAUGUACGCGCGGCCGCCCCCGGCCGUGAAUUACAUGCCGGCGCCGUACCCUCCUUACCCUUACGCGGCGCCGCCGGGCGAGCGGGCCGAUCAGUACUCGAUGUUCAGCGACGAGAACACCUCCAGCUGCGCCGUGAUGUGAGCCGCCGCCGCCUCCGCCCAAUUGGCCGGAGUCCGACGGCUGGUGAGGUGGCUUCGAUGGUGAUGACUUGGAUGCUAUAAUAUACCUGAAAAUGGUUUAAAUUUUUAUUUUUUUACUUUGAUUUUAAUUUUAAUUUUAAUUUUUCCCCCUUUGAAUCCCUAAGUUUAGAAUUAGUGUUUCAUGAUAGGAAGUUUAUGUGAUAGAUUAAUAUAUAUUAAAAAGCCUUUAGACAUUGAGAUGUUUGUUGGUUUUGAUGAUGGGGGUGUUUAUAUCAUGUUUAUAUCUUCACAAACAGAAAUAAAAUCAAAGAGAAUGGGGCUUUAACAAGACUAAGCCCAUCUCUCUGCCCCUUUCCUCUCCCAA